Messenger RNA from Hepatospora eriocheir, 501 nucleotides. Lineage: Eukaryota; Fungi; Microsporidia; Hepatosporidae. The record is from the annotation of a GenBank genome assembly.
AUGAAAGAAGAUGAAAAUAUAGAAUUUGAAAUUGUAGAUGAAAGUUCAACAAUUGAUUUUUAUUACAAUGAUGAAUAUUUUCCAUAUAACAUUGAUUUAAAAGAACAUGAAAAAAUUAGAUCCGAUAAUAGGAUUUAUUUAAUAAAGAUUUCAACAAUAGGAUUGUUUUUAUUAAUACUUAUAGUUUGUAAUUUGAUAUUUAUUAAGAUUCAAGAUCAAAAAACAGUAGAAAGUGAUAAAAAAAUUGAAAUUAUAGAAACUUUAAGAUCAGUUUCACCAACAAAAAAUGUUAAUUCAGAUGAAUUAGUUAUUGCAGUUAAAGACGGAUCAAAUAAUUUUUAUUUUACAACUGAAAAUUUUAAUAGUUUUUAUAAAAAUAUUGCUUAUGGAUUGUCUUCGGUUGUGAUUAUAACAUCAAUAGUGUUUAUUGGAAUUAAUGUUUAUCAAAUUAAUCAAAAUCUACCUUCUCUACUUCCUGUUUUAAGGUUGGUUUUAAAAUAA